UCUCUCCACAUUUAAACCAUCUAUCUAUCUAUCUAUCUAUACAAUUCUUUUUUUCAUUUUACCAGCUACAUGUAGAUACGGUAUCAAUCAAUAUUCACACAUAUAUCCUUUUAUAAACCCUAUAUUUUAUAUAGGGUUUCGAUGGUUGAUUGAUACUGCAAUUAAAGAAUGAAAUGAGUUCUUGAGACAUGUAGAUUGGUGAUCGGACAAUUUUGAUUAAUUUCUCGGAAAGAGAGAUUGAUCCAAGAGAGAGAGAGAGAGAGAUGGGUGCAAAUGGAGGAGGCCCCCCACCAUUUGUCAAGAAAGAAGACGAGUUUCAUGAUUCUAAUAAUUGUGAUGAUGACAACGAUGAUAAUCACCAAAUAUUAAUGCGUGAGAAUGAUCACAAGAAUGAGAACAAGGGCAUUAGCAUUGCUGAGAGAAGGGCUGCAAAAUGUGGUUUCAAUGCUUCAAAUAUCAAUGCCGCUCGCUUCAGAACCACCGGCCUGGCCACCACGCCCCUCCGUUCCCCUUAUUUCACCGUACCCCCAGGUUUGAGCCCCUCUGCAUUGCUCGAUUCUCCUAUCAUGCUGCCAAAUGCUCAGGCGCAACUAUCUCCAACUACUGGGACUUUUCAUCAAUUCCCUUCACCUAAUCAUGAAAGCUUGAAGCUCAAACUCAAACUUGCCAGCAGCUGCAGUGCCAGUGCCAGUGCCAGUGCCAGUCCCAGUGCCUGUGGGGAUGAUCAUAACACCUUUGCACCCCAGUCUUCUUCCUCCAAGCAACCCCUUUCUCAAUACUCAUCACUCCUGCCUAACAACACUUCAUUGCUUCAAAAUAAUAAGGCAUUUGAGGAAUUCGAAUAUCCAAGGGAUUUGCAAGAUACGACAUCUAAAAACGUCGACUAUUUUGAAGACACACUUACAGAAACUGAUCAAGUAGUGAUCUUAGGAAACAACAAUAAUCAAUACUUAAGCAGCAGUUUGCAGCCAAGAAAUAAUCAUCAAAUGUUCAUUAGCAGUCACAAUGAUCAUCACCACAGCAGCAAAGACAUAAGACCAACCACACAUCCUAAUCAAGAAAAACUGCAUCAUCAUCAUCAGAGGGGACCAUACUUUCCCAAAGAUCAAGUGGCUAAGUAUUCAGAAGAUGGAUUCUACUGGAGGAAAUAUGGGCAGAAACACGUCAAAGGAAGUGAAUAUCCCAGGAGUUACUACAAAUGUACUAACACAAAUUGCCAAGUCAAGAAGAAGGUGGAACGUUCGCACGAUGGCCAAAUUACAGAAAUCGUGUAUAAGGGCUCCCACAAUCACCCCAAACCUCAGCCCUUUAAGCGGUUAGUAAGUGAAAUGUCGUCGUCUGACAUGAGUCCUGAAGGUAGUAGCGCAACUUCGUGCUUUAAAACAGACGGAAAGGAUGCUGCAUUUGCCUCGGACUGGAGACCUGAUCAUAGUUUAGACGGGACAUCUUCGACUUCAUUUCUUAGUGAUUUUUCCGAUCCCCUAUCAAGAAUGAACACGAUAUUUGAGUCUGUUGAGACCCAAGAAUUCUCCUCUGCGUUUGCCAGUCAGGAUGCCGAACAUGAUCAAACUGGGGCUAGCCCAGAGAGCAUCUCUUUCAAUGAUGAAGAUGAUGAUCAAAAUGGUGAAUGUGAGCCCAAAAAAAGGAAGAGGGAUAACUUUCCAAGUGAAACCACCACAGCAAGGUCUACACGUGAACCAAGAGUUGUUGUCCAGAUAGAGAGUGACAUUGAUAUUCUUGAUGAUGGAUAUCGAUGGAGAAAAUACGGCCAAAAGGUUGUUAAAGGAAAUCCAAAUCCUAGAAGUUAUUAUAAGUGCACUACUCCAGGAUGUCCCGUCAGAAAGCACGUCGAAAGAGCUGCUAACGAUAUAAAAUCCGUAGUAACAACAUACGAAGGAAAGCACAACCACGAAGUGCCUUGUAGCAAAAACGGCAGCCUCGUGAUUUCUGAUGUUGCCAAUCUACCGCCUUCAGUCACUAACAGCACCAUUCCUACCGCAGCGCCACUGCCACAGAAACCUGAUCAUCAUCAUGUCCCGAAAGCAGGAAAACAGGUUCAAGACCUCUCCAGUUUGUACCUGGAAAGAAAACCAAUCUUGAAUUACAACGAACUAAUGAGGUCCAAUCUGCCCGGAAACUUCACCAACGACCUGAAUUUCGGAGCUUCUUCAGUUUAUCCGCUCUCCUUUCCUCCAUUCCAUUCCUUACCUAAUUACAGCUCUCUUCUGAUGAACGGCAAUCAAAUGAAGACGAAUUACCCAUCUUCUAAUCUUUAUCCGAUGUUGCCGGAUUACAUGCCACUGCCGUCACAAGUUAACCAUGUUGCUGCUGCUGCUGCUGGAUCAACCAAUGUGCCUCUGGCUGGAAACUUCCACUACAGCAACUAUGCAGCAACAUCAGCAGUUAAUCAAUCUUCUUGUCGAGGGAACGAAAUGAGAGAUUGCCAGCAGGCGAAAGUUGUGAAGCCGAAAGAGGAGCAGAGGGAUGAUGGUGAAUUAUAUGAUACUUGCCUAUCCAUACCUAACCCUGGAAAUGGAGCAAUAUAGACGUACGUACGUACAGGCACUGUUGCCAAACCUGUAACAAAAUUUCCAUUCCAUUACAAUAUUGUCUGAUUCUUGUGUUUCUUGUAGUUGUGUCCACUGUCCAGAGCAGAACUUUUAUAUAGGAUAUAUACUAAUUCUUUCGGGCA
Sesamum indicum (sesame) is the source of this 2692-nucleotide messenger RNA. RefSeq names its product putative WRKY transcription factor 2. Gene Ontology annotation, molecular function: sequence-specific DNA binding; DNA-binding transcription factor activity. NCBI's taxonomy places the organism in Eukaryota, Viridiplantae, Streptophyta, Magnoliopsida, Lamiales, Pedaliaceae. The record is from RefSeq and is a predicted model, not a curated record. Gene Ontology annotation, biological process: regulation of DNA-templated transcription.